CCUACAAAGCUUGAUACCCUACAGCCGUAAGCCACAAUUUCUCGCGUCACAAGAUCUAUCGCCCCUGUAGGAGUAGGCUCGCGCUUUCGUCUUGGUUUGCAACUCGAUUGUCGGCCCCUCCGCUCUCCCAGCGUCAAUACCAGCGCCAAACCAAAGCUAUCAGACCAAUAGCGAUGCUGGGUUAUAAGCUGAGGGGCUGCGUCAGCCGUGGCGCGCGGGACCAAUCUCAAGGGAAAAAGCUUCCAUCCGUAUGCCCUGGCGCGCGCGGGCGCAGAUCCUCGACACGCCGAGCGCCAGGGUUGGGCCGGUCCACCGUGGUAACCGUGCGGGCUGGGCCUGUGGAGAUAGACGAGGACGACCUUAUCCAGGGCAAGGACCGCUACAAGUGGUAUGAGGCCAAGUUCUGCGCCGAGGACCAGCCCGCCUGGAACAUCGGCAGCUUCGUGUCAAACGUGCAGGUGUCGCCACUGUACCGCGCCGUGACCAUGUCGGUGGAGGUCAGCCGCGAGCGCAUCCCGCUGGCCGCCGCCUACAAGGCCGCGGGGCAGCGCGCCGUGCUGCGAGUCAACAACGGCCUGGAGCGGCACUGCGCAGCUGCCACGCCGCCCUUCCCAGAGGAGAUCAACAACGAGCCGCUGUUCAAGGUCCGGGGCGACCUGUUUGCCCAGGAGAUCAAGGCGGUGCGGGAGCCCAUCAGCGUCAAGGCUCACCUGACGGUGCUAGUGACCCGCAAGGAGGCGCCCGAGGUGUGGGGCCUGGGGCCGGACGACGUGGUGGAGGUGGGCCCCUUCGCCGGCACUGGGCUGGACCUGCGCAACAGCCCGCUCAUGGCCAUAUACGCCUGCCCCACGGUGGUCAUCUUUGUGGAGGGCCGUGGCAUCGCCACCUGUCGCGCGCUGCUGGAGUCGUCCUCGGACGUGGCCAACCUCAAUCUGGGCUUCCGGCGCGACGUGCGCGUGUACUACAAGGUUCCCAACGGCGCCAGUGUGGUGUUCAAGGAGGAGUUUGCGGCCUGGGAGGCGCGGGGGCCGGUGCGCGUGUUCACAACCACCGCCAGCUUCCAGGACGCGUUUGAUGACGACGACACGCUGACCUACGACCCGGAGACCACUGGCGCCAUCAUCCUGGUGGGCGGAGAUGAGGAGGCGGAGAAGGAGGCGCGGGAGGUGUGCAAGGACGCCGACAUCAACCGCAUCCUGGCCGACAGCGUGGAGCAGGCGCCCGUGGUGCACCUGGCGCCCAACCCCUUUGAGCACCUCAUCUCGGGCAAGCCGCGCAAGCCCAUGCGCCGCAAGAGCCGCGAACAGCGCGAGGCAGAGGCCGCGGCGGCAGCAGCGGAGGUGGAGGCGGCAGCGCAGAAGGAGGCGCAGACGGCAGCGGCGGCAGCACAGGCAGGCGAGGACGACGAGGAGGAGCAUGGAAACGGGAAUGGGAAUGGCAAUGGGAACGGGUAUUACAGCUCGGCAAAGUCGCCGAGCGCGGCCGCGGCCAAGCGCUAAUCACUGGGUGGUAGGGGAGAAGGGGGUCGGCGGCGGUUAACGUAGCACCGCCGGUGGAGUAUUGGCGGCUCAUGCCCUAGGUAGUGUAGAGGUGAGAUAGCGCAUGUGUGGGGUGGGUGGGUCCUUUUAUAGGCAGGAGAGGGGCCCGGCCAACGUGAGAAAUUGACAGUGGGUUCAGCAGAGCCUGAACUUGAUGCAAUAUGAUCUGCACUGUGUGUGUGAUGAAGGUAGUGUGGUACUUGUGUUGGCUGCUCGAAGGAUAUAACUGACCCGGCAACACCGGAGGCACAUGGCCUCCGGUGUGCAGCCGCGGCAGGGGCGCAGGCCGCGCUGUGCGUCAUCAUAUCCUGUAUGCGUAUGUGUUGGCGUCGGUGCGUGUGCUGUGUAGUGUAGCUGCUUCAAGUACGGGUGCGGAUGCGGGUUGGUGAGGCUCGAGGUGCCACGUGCGACGGAGGGUGGGACAGUGAGGAAUUCAAUCUCGACGGACUUAACUGGAUACGAUAUGUGCCAGCGUGUAUUUGCAUGCACACGUGGAGCAGUGUGUAGGCGGUGUUAUCAAGGGCGCUGAAGACGGAGUCCGGAGCACGUGGGACUCAAGCAACCACCAUGACUGGACGGGAGGCCGGGCGAAUUUGCGUCGAGGGCUGCUGUAGUGGAGUUCCCCAGAAUGCAUGCGAAAGGACAUUCAGGCGUGCCCAUUGCCGCCAUGUUUUUCGCGUGCGUAGUAUGGCGCGGAGUGUGUAACUUCUCAGCGCGCCAUAAGAACUCAUCAAUGCAGGGAGCGGCACAGGCGAUCUGCUGAGGCUUGGCCCUUGAGGAUGCACACGCAGCGCACGCUUGGCGACGCCAGCGAGGAGUACCUGCCGACUACCAUGCUAUCAACGCGGUAUACGGAAGCCCUGACUGCCCGUUGAGUGCAAAGACAAACGAGAAGCUCGAGUGAAGGCGGGAAGUCUCCCCGUCUGUACCGUAUGCUAGCAUGUACAUUAAAGCAGUUGGCCCUGGGUAGGUGACGUUGCCUGUAAGGCCUGUGCCGC
Messenger RNA from Chlamydomonas reinhardtii, 2536 nucleotides. RefSeq lists its product as uncharacterized. The transcript has 13 exons. The record is from RefSeq and is a predicted model, not a curated record. The coding region runs from base 174 to 1499 and encodes 441 amino acids. NCBI's taxonomy places the organism in Eukaryota, Viridiplantae, Chlorophyta, Chlorophyceae, Chlamydomonadales, Chlamydomonadaceae.